AUAUAGGCAUGUUUUUGACGUAUUUGUAAUAAUAAGCCAAAUUGUAAGGUGGCGAGGAGUUACUGUACUCUUAAAAAAGGAGGGUGCCAUUUCAAACACUAAGUAGUGAACGCAACACGGACAUUAUUCCCAACACUGAUCGGGGUAAUAUCGGCGACACACUUUAGUGUUUCAAUGAAUUUCAAUGAUUAUGUCAUUCAAUGGUCACGUCUCAUGUGCUGCACAUGGCCACUCAUCAAGUCCUUCCUAAUCGCUUUACUUCCUGGAAACAGCAAGUGUCGAGCAGCAGAAAGAAAGUACACCUAAAUUCUACAUUUUCAUAUCUCGACCACUACUGCUGUAGUAGUUUCUUUUUUUUUUUUUAACUGAGUUCACUAAACUCACACACUUUGUUUAUCCAUUUUUAGGCUACAGUAUCACACAACUAAAACCACCACUUCCGUUUGCUUUAUUUCUGAGAGUCAGCCUCCUGAACAAAUAUUCAAGAUGACAGAGGGAUAGAAUGUUGAGCAUGACACCACACGGUCUCCUCGGCAACCACAUCAGAAUAUCCUCCACAUCCAGAAGGACAAAUGUGUUUGUACAAACACACACACACACACACACACACAGGUCAGAUCGCACACGUCUCAGAGCUGUGAGGAGAUUGAUGUAUAUUACAAAUUGUGUCCCUAUAAGAUAUAUUGUCUUGGCUUUAUUCCACCCGGAGGUUUACAGCGUUUAAUGGGAUUUGAUGUUAUGUUGAUAUUUAUGUUGUGACCUCAGAACAGACAUUCCGUAAUCUACUAAACUCUUGAGACUGAUGCUAUGAAGAUGCUGUAAGUUCUGCGAUAGAUUCCAUCCGUUUUCGUGAAACCAUAUGCCAAGCUCCACCAAGAGGGCCUCAGAAAAGCUUGGAGGGGGCGCCAUCAUGAUUUCCUUCAAUGGAACAAUGGAGCUUGAGGUUGUGCAGGGGUGUCAAAACGGCAGCUCUUAAUGUGGAGAUGUUGGGGGAUGACUGUCCCUCAUCUGUUUGGUAAUGGUGGGGUUUUUCGUGUUCCCCUGAGCUACGUCCAAUUGAGAACAUUUGGAGAUGGAUGACGAGGGAAGUUUACAAAAAUGGCCAUCAGUUCCAGACCGUGGCUGCCAGUUAUUCACGUAUUGCUGUUAUUAAAUAACAUAACUUUCUCAGUGGUAGAGGAGUAGCGGUUACUGGCACACAAGCCUAGAGCGCCCUCCCAUGGCUGUCACCGGCUGUGGAAGUUUGAAUCAUCUGAUGAACAGCCUAUAUAUUGCUUACUCAUAUUCUUUUUACAUUUUGAAGCCCUACUUAGAGCCUCAUUCAGAUCCAAACGUGUACAUUUUCAACCGGCAUUAAAAUUUGGAUGGAGUAUUACCGUCCAGGAGAGUAAAAAUGCAGCUUCCCACCACUGGAGACAUCAACGGAUGACUUUAGCAAGUUCCAAUGAAAAGAAGACAGACACAAACGUGUAGUAUUUCAAACUCUUUCAUGCUGAUGAUUCAAUUUAAUGCUAUUUUUAAACAAUUGUAGGAUUUCUUUGAAGUGUUUUUCUCCUUUGAGGUCUCUUUUUUUAUUUUUUAUUUUUUUUGGCUUCGGUCACCAUUGCAGUGCUUCUUCAUCUGGUCUGUCCUGGUCCGACCGCAGGGUUUCUGCAUAAAGCGGUGGACUUCAAGAGAAACAAAAAUGGGUCAUGUUGUUGACUGGCAACAAGUCAUUGUGUCAAGGCAGCAGCAUGGGGUGAAGAGGACUCUCCUCGGCUGACCUGAAGGCAGAUGACCAGUGAUGGCCACAGCAUCACCUCGACUUUCGGUGGACAAUGUGAAAAACACAGAACAGGAAGAAGAGCGUCAGGAGUUCCUGAGAUCGCUGGAGAGCAUCCUUCUCAUCAUCGUGCUGUCCAUCAUCAUCAUCAUGACGGUGUUUGGAAACCUGCUGGUCAUGGUGGCGCUCUGCAAGGAUCGACAUCUACGGAAGAAAAAGACCAACUAUUUCAUUGUGUCGCUGGCUUUUGCCGACUUGUUAGUGGCGCUGGUGGUGAUGCCCUUCGCCGCCAUCGAGCUGACCACCGGUGUGUGGCAGUACGGUGAGAUCUUCUGUCUGGUGCGAACGUCGCUGGAUGUCCUGUUGACCACAGCAUCCAUUCUGCAUCUCUGCUGCAUUGCACUGGAUAGGUACUACGCUAUCUGCUGCCAGCCUCUUGUGUACAGACACAAGAUGACCCCGCUGAGAGUGGCGGCGAUGCUCGGUGGCUGCUGGCUCAUCCCGACAUUCAUUUCCUUCUUACCCAUCAUGCAAAGUUGGAACGCCAUUGGCAUUGAAGAUAUUAUAGAGGAGCGGCGAGCCUUGGCAAGAGACUCCAACGACACAAGCUGCGUGUUUCUGGUCAACCGUCCGUACGCUCUCAUCUGCUCUACGGUGGCCUUCUACGUGCCGUUGGCCCUCAUGGUCCUGGCCUACCAACGUAUCUACGUCACCGCCAUGAGCCACGUGCGGCAAAUUGAGACGCUGCAACGCGCCGGCUCCGCCCCAGUGACCGGGACGGCCCCCGCCAUCACUGUGAGGUCAUCGACAUGCUCGGACCCGGCGGAUCACUACCAUCUCAGGACAGCGGGGAGCACCUCUUUCCCUGAGCCGGCUCCCAUAACGAACAGUCGCAUGCGCAUUGAGACAAAAGCGGCAAAGACCCUGGCGGUCAUAAUGGGGUGUUUCUGCCUGUGCUGGGCGCCCUUCUUCAUCACCAACGUGGUGGACCCCUUCAUUCACUACUCAGUUCCCUGGCAGCUAUGGACGACAUGGCUCUGGCUCGGGUACAUCAACUCAGGCCUGAACCCCUUCCUGUAUGCCUUCUUGAACCGGGCAUUUCGGAGGGCAUUUCUAAUGAUCCUUUGCUGUGGGGACGAGCGCUUUGUACGGCAGGCCAGCUACUCCUAUGGACCCGCCCACAGAGUGUGCUCACCAACAUCUGUCAACGGGACCUCUAUGGCACUAAGAUUGUCCUUCCUGCCGAAUCGGAGCUACUGUGACAACGGAAGAACGAUAUUGGCCAACGAGCAGGAAUCCCAGGACUUUCUAGAACCACUAUGAGGAAAGACUAGCUAUGAUGCCAAGUGUCCUCAACUGGCCUGCCUGCUUUAAUUAAGCGUGGUGAUUAGUUUUUUUUGAAUAUACAUAUAUUUAACAAAAACAUCGUCACUGGUGAUCAUUCUAAGACAGGGGUCCUCCAAGUGAUUGUUUAUGCAGUACUGCCUUCGCACCGCAGGGGGCAACAGCGAGGCGUACACGACGCGUCAAAAUGAGGCAGCAGUAGAAGAAAGCGGGCGGGCUUUAAACAAAUAUGGCGCUAGCAACUCUUUAAAAAAGAAAUAGAAGAGUAGGUUUUCUGUUAUAAAAAAGAAAUAGAAGAGUAGGUUUUCUGUUACUGGAAAUCUCACUUUUAACAGCGACUGGGCUACAGAACAUGCAGUGAGGAAGCCGAUGUUUUUACUUUGUAUAGAAGUAUACCCCGUUUUGAAUGCGCUUUCAGAGGAAACAUGGCAACUUUGACGCUGUCCAUCCGUAAUUAUUUGAAAUAAUUGAAGACACUGGACUUUAGUGGCUUGUUGCAGUACAGGUAAUAUCAAUCAGUCAAUAAUAUAAAUACACACAUGUAUACAUGUCUCGGUUUAAAUAUUGUAUUUAUUUUUUAACGAUACCAUCUGGCCCUCACAGUGUCUGCUGAGAAAAACAUUGGCCCUUGGACAAAUGUAAUCGAUGACCCCUGUUCUAAGAUCUCCUCAAGUGUGGAUCAAAGGAUUCAAAGAAAGUACAGGUGCUUUAUUGUUUUUCUAUCUUCUUUGAAAAUAACCCCAAGUCCAAUUUUAACUCAAGUUCCGCCAUUGACUCUCUUUAAAUGGCCACACAGAUGCAACAAGUCUUUUUUUAGAUUGACUUUUAAAGCACACGAUAUUCCAAAUGCCCUUAUAAAAAUUGUUGCACUUUAUGUAUUAGUUUCAAGAUGUGUGCUUGUUUAUGGGUAAGGUAUUUAUAGGAAGAUGAUAAGAUCAUGUUUGUCCUUUUUGUGCUUUCAAAUCAAUGUGCCCCAGGCGGGACAAAAGCCAAGCAAAGACAGGAAGUGUCCCACAUGCUAAAUAGACCGUUUCACACACACAACAAUUUAAAUAGUUUGGAUUCCGGAAUCUUGGAAUGCACACUUAUGGAAGCCCAUUUUCUGCCACUGAAAGAAAAAGAAUUCAAACAGCAAGGCAUAAUUAUUAUGAGGGGGGAAAAGUUGAAAUUAUGAGAAUUCAAAAGUCAUAAUGAUGAGAUGAAAGGUUUAAGUGAUGAAAAUUAAAGUCAUAAUUAUGAGAUAAAAACUUGGAAUUUAGAUUUCUAAAUGUCAUGAUGAUGAGAUUAAGUCUAAGUUAUGAGCUAAAAAGUUAACAUUUUGACUUUUUAUCUCUUAAAUUUGCCUUUUCUAUCAUUAUGACACCCUUGGAAUAUGUUUUUUUUCUUUGAGAAGCUGAAACUUGUUUCCGCAGACACUUGAUAUCUUGGAUCUUCCACACUGGAGGCCAGAAUUCAAUUUGAUGUAAUUGGAUUGCAAAGUGAAUAACACACAUCCAUUUCUAUGGAAAUGCAAUUAAAAUGGGGGGGGGGGGGUCGUUUUCGGGAUAUUUAUCCAUCUACAUGAGUAGAUACAUUAAAAUCCCCGAUCUUCCCAGCAUUAUUUGUCUUCACAGAUGCAGUAAGGAACAGUUAGUGACAAAAUGUGUAAUAAAUGGACUCUACGUUCCUGCAAAUCAUUAGUGCUUAUUUAUAUUUGAAGUGUCUUGCAAGGUGGCAGAUUCCCUCGAACACACUGGCCACAACAUUAGGUACACCUGCCUAUUCUGAGAGCCAAAGAGUUGUUUGUAUUUAACAUUAUGAAAUGACUACAACAUAUUUAACGUAAGUGGAUGUGUGUAUUAAUGUGGUAGUUGUUUGCACUGCAAGCUAUUCAGUUCCCUUCUGGUGGUUGUUGUAAAGACGGAUUUGAUCCACUUUUUAUACUCAUGCAGGUGUACCUAAUGCACUUGUACAGUGGAAGUCAGCCAAAGUUUAACGUUGUUCUUAUUCAAUGCAUUUUGCCCGUGGGGAAAUCAUGUAAAGCGAAUGAAAAAGUGAAGAUGUGAUGUUUGUUUGUUUUUUAACUCGUAGAGAUGUUAACCAUUGUAUAAGAAAACAAAUUAAAACACCAAUACAGUAAAGCUUCACCAUUUGAA
Molecule: messenger RNA, 5241 nt
Organism: Doryrhamphus excisus (bluestripe pipefish)
Lineage: Eukaryota; Metazoa; Chordata; Actinopteri; Syngnathiformes; Syngnathidae
Product: 5-hydroxytryptamine receptor 4
Biological process (GO): regulation of appetite; adenylate cyclase-activating adrenergic receptor signaling pathway; positive regulation of MAPK cascade
Cellular component (GO): plasma membrane
Molecular function (GO): G protein-coupled serotonin receptor activity
Source: RefSeq, a predicted model, not a curated record